UUCUUUAUGAACACGCCAAGCAUUCUACCAUAGAACUGCCAUAGGAGAUCUUGAGAAAAUAUUGUUCAAGGAAACCCAAAACAAACAUAAAUUCGUUUUUUGAAAAUUGCCCAAUAGAUCAAUUACGAUACGGAUUCGAAGAGAAGACUAGUUGUCUUGUCCUGGACACAAGGACAUAGUAGCUGCUGCUAAUUAAGAAGAACAGAUUAAAAAGGUAAUCAAACCAUAAACUAACUGACUUAACUGAGUCAAGAUCAAACCACAGGCGUCAGCUUUAACGUAUUCCCGUGUGGAUCAGAAAAGAACCCGCCGGACUUCACCCACAUACAUAAAAUGUCACAGACGCUCGCCUACAUCACGUUAAUCGCUUUUAUUGCGCAUCUCUUAUCAGUCUCGGGCUUGCGCUGUCAUCAGUGCAAUUCGCACGACAACGAGGAUUGCGCCAGUUUGGUGGUGAACACGCCGCGUGCCCAGCGGGAUGAGCAAUAUUUGCUCGAUUGUGAACCCAAGGGGGUGGACCAGGCGUUCUGCCGGAAGACGGUCAUCAAACUGGAGGUGAACGAUGAGCAUCGCAUUGAGCGCAGCUGCGGCUGGAUACAGGAGAAGGCGCAUAAUACCUGCUUUACGGCGGACAACGAGGGCUACAAGCAAAUCGUUUGCACCUGCAGCGAGGAGGGCUGCAACGGCGCCCGUGCAUUAGCCGGCCCUGGUUCAGUCCUGGUACUGGCUCUCAGCCUGCUCGCUGCCCUGGGCUGCGUCCUGCGACGCUGAUGAUGAACUGCAACCAUCCAGCGCAAGGAUUUGAGUUCCAAUCUAAUCAAAUAUCUUGCACUAUCUAUAAGUCUUAUGUUAAUAUCUUUUCGCGCAGCUGUUUCGCAGAAUUAAAAUAUGUUAUUUGUAUUUGUAAUUUGUAUUUCAUAAUUAUGC
Messenger RNA from Drosophila novamexicana, 927 nucleotides. RefSeq lists its product as uncharacterized. Lineage: Eukaryota; Metazoa; Arthropoda; Insecta; Diptera; Drosophilidae. The record is from RefSeq and is a predicted model, not a curated record. Bases 334 to 771 code for a protein of 145 amino acids. The transcript has 4 exons. Gene Ontology annotation, biological process: positive regulation of voltage-gated potassium channel activity; regulation of synaptic transmission, cholinergic; sleep.